UGUUUCUCAUUUUCACCACUUCAAAGAAUUCCUCCUAGUGUCCAAACCAAUGUUUCUAAUAUAUGUGGGAGUGAUUUUGUGCAUCCUUCAGUGAUGACGCAAAACCUUAAAGCACACAGGGAAAGACCUUGCAAAUGUAAUGAGUGUGGGAAAGCCUUUCUUAAGGGCUCACACCUCAUUAAACAUCAGACCAUUCACACAGGAGAGAGAUUACAUAAAUGUGACAUAUGUGACAAAUUCUUUGGUCAAAGUUCACAGCUUGCAUGUCAUCGUAAAAUUCAUCCUGGAGAGAAAUGUUACAAAUGUAAGGCGUGUGGCAAAACCUUUAACAAUGGCUCCACCCUUGCCAGACAUCAGAUAAUCCACCCAGGAGCAAACUUGCAUAAAUGUGAUGUAUGUGGUAAAAUCUUUGGUCAAAAUUCAUACCUUGUACGUCAUCAGAAUAUUCAUGCUGGAAAGAGAAGUCACCAGUGUAAUGAGUGUGGUAAAACCUUUACUGACAGCUCAAACCUCAGUAGACAUCAGAAAAUUCAUACAGGAAAGAAAUUAUAUAAAUGUGAUACGUGUGGCAAAGUCUUUAGCCGAAAUGCACACCUUGCUGGUCAUCGGAGGAUUCAUACUGGAGAGAAACCUUAUAAAUGUAAUGAGUGUGGGAAGCUCUUUAGUCAGCAUUCACAUUUCAUAAGUCAUAAGAGAUUUCAUACUGGAGAGAAACCUUACAAAUGCAGUGAGUGUGGCAAGGCCUUUAGUGAGAAGGCAGUCCUUUUAAGUCAUAAGAGAAUUCAUACUGGUGAGAAACCUUACAAAUGUGAUGAGUGUGGAAAGGUCUUUAGUCAAAAAUCACAUCUUCGACUUCAUUGGAGAAUUCAUACUGGAGAGAAACCUUUCAAAUGUAAUGAGUGUGGCAAGCUCUUCAGUCGAAAUUCACACCUUACAAGUCAUCGGAGAGUACAUAUAGAGAAACCUUUCAAAUGUUUUGAGGGUGGGAAAGCCUUUACUCAGGUCUCAACCCUCGCUACACAUCAGAAAACCCAUACCUGAGAGAAACUAUGCUCCCCUGUGAAUGGAUUCAAGAAAGAAGAAAUUAAGACAUCCCCUCAAGAACCUGAUUGGAACUAGGAGUUUACUCCCUCCUCUUUUAAUAUGAAAGAA
This is a messenger RNA of Orcinus orca (killer whale), 1152 nucleotides long. Its product is annotated as zinc finger protein 83-like. The coding region runs from base 94 to 1041 and encodes 315 amino acids. The transcript has 2 exons. Lineage: Eukaryota; Metazoa; Chordata; Mammalia; Artiodactyla; Delphinidae. The record is from RefSeq and is a predicted model, not a curated record.